CUGGCUCCACUAGGCAAUUGCAAGUACACAGCAUGGUAAGCAGACAACAGCAUUGUACUCGAACCCCUCGCAGACCUUCUGGACGAAGAUCGAUCGGCUUAAGCAUUAAACAUUUGCCACCCCCAGAUCUGUCCAAGUUGAUCCUUUUAAUGGUCGGUUAUGGUAGCCGAAAGUGGGUUACGGAGUAUACUGUUAGACAGUUGAUAAAGGGGAGUUAGAGGGGUGAUGCCUGUGGUUUGAAUCUCUAGAGCAAACAAGUGACCAGUUUGGAACCGCCGGAAUGGGCUAUCGUCGGUGAUUGAUCGUCUAGCUAUUGGGCUACAGAGCAUAGCCCGACGGACACUAAAUGACGAGCUGAUCCCUAUUCAUUCAUAUCCUGGUCACAUCAAUUUAACCCUUUGAGUGUCAUAUGGCCAUCCAGAGGGAUGUUGCGGAUAUAUGUGCCCAAUCAGUAGCAACCCAUAAUUUUAUGGUGCUAUGUGCUCUGUACCUAAAAGCCCUGGCAGUGUCGUACGGACUCGCGACCGGCAGAUUGGCCAUUCAUUUGAAGCCUCAGGCACCAAAUAUGGGUGAUAAACAUGGCCAUUGCUGAUCCGACCAUCGGCGAUCCUUGAGUUACCGCCUUAGGUGUGCCUAAGGGAUCCU
Molecule: messenger RNA, 645 nt
Organism: Aspergillus piperis CBS 112811
Lineage: Eukaryota; Fungi; Ascomycota; Eurotiomycetes; Eurotiales; Aspergillaceae
Exons: 2
Coding region: 410-592 (60 amino acids)
Source: RefSeq, a predicted model, not a curated record